CUAUAUGCUAGCGAAAAAUAUCUCAUCAAUAGGCACCCUGCCAUUCUUUUUUGCGCUUACGCGGACAAGGUCUCGUAUAGUGUUUGUAUGUUAACAACAAAAAGUAAUGUUAGUAUGAAAGUAAUGUUGGUAACAAUCGGCUACCAACGAAUAAUUUUCUACUUCACAAUUCACAUCAAGGUGUCUUCAAGAAAUACAAGUAGUAAGGGUCAAAGGGUCAUUCUAAGCAUGGCCUUUGUAGACCUGGGAAGUCUCUACCACUGUGCUAGAUGUGGCUGGAAAUCAAAGACAAACAAGAAAAGGUUACUUUUUUCACCACCCGUGAUCAUUGGGUGGUGUUAGAGCAUAAACUUUUCUUUGUCUCCAACCAUUAACUUAAGCUUUAUUUGAGUUAGUCCUUUGACAUUGUAUUGAAGCUUUGUUGAUCUUUUCUAGUUUAGUUCUUAGCAGCCUACAUAUUGAUUGCUGUGCAAGGUAUGGAGGAGUCACAAGGCACUUGGUCGAGUGGUUCUUGACGUUAUAUAGUUAUGGAUCAGAUAGAGGUCACAGAGCGGCGCCACUAGGAAUUUGAGUCAAUCACACUAAAAAAAUCAAUCCAAUUGAUUAGCUAGUUCAGUUCAAGAUUUUAUCAAUGCAUUAUUCUCUCUUCAAUAUUCCGAAAUGUGAUUCUAACAUCCCCCAAGUCCACAAAUAGACUGUUUCCAAUCUAACCGAUUGACCACUUGCAAAUGAAUAGUUUUCCUGUGAAGCAAAUUAAAAGAUCAAAAUGCAGCGGUAACACUUACAAGACCCGAAGCCGUCAGAACAGGAGUUUUAGUCAGGCAACUAUGUGGAAUUGGCCACAUGUCGAUAGGGUUAGACUUCUAAAUGCCAAUCUGUACAAAUAUGGCGGUCCAAAACCUUCUCUGGUACCAUUGGGACGGUCAAACCACACUAAAAGAUUGAAUUGUAUUAAUUAUUAGUUCAACUCAAAAUCUUAUUUACUCAUUUUUCUUUAAUUUUCCAAUGCAGGAUUGUAUAAUAUAAAUAACAAAAGCUUUUUCUUUUCUCUAAGCAGCUAGCUACACCCUACUCCAUGGGAUUUUGAUGGGUUUGUUGUUGUUAUAUUACUUUGUAGAAUAAUAAAUGUGUGCAAAAUAAAACAUUUUUUAGAUUAUGAAGACAAUAAAGCUUGAAUUUUUUAAAUAGAGUUUUAGUCCAAUCAAGCAAAAUGAUUAAACUCACACCAAUAUACAAUAUGCAAAUCACAUCUUAUAUCACACAUUUUAUUCAUUGAAGUUCAUAGUAAUCCAUGCUCCAAAGUGGAAAACAGUUCAAUAAUACAAUUUGUACAUUUAUUUGUAUGUUAAUGCAAUUCAUGAAUAAAUUAUUCCAGCAUAUGAGUUGGGUUGCUUCGUUGUGCUCCCCAAAUAGCAAGCAUAAUUGCAAGAAUUGCUCCAACCAGGAAAGGAUAUUCCUUAAUGAGUAUCAUCGUCUUUGAUUUGAUAGCCUGAAAUGUUCAAUAGAUCAUUAAGGAAUACUAAGCUAAACAAUUCAUUAAAUGGAAAAAGAAAUUUGAAUAAAUAAAAUAGUCGAAAACUCUCAAGCUAUAUUCUGAUACUAAGCAAAACAACAAUCAGUGAUAAUCUUUAGAUCAACAUUUGAAUGAUAACACAAUGCUCAUUGAGAUCCCAUUUACUAAACACUCUGCGUUACUUCCCAUAUAUAGCCAAUGUCGUACCUCUAUAGCGUGAUUGAGUUUUUUUCCUACUUCAACGAUGCCCUCUUUCAUCAACUCAGUACACUUAAUAUGUGUUACCAAUGUUUUGGAAGAAGGGUGAUCCUGCAUCAAUGGCAUCCCGGAGAAACGAUAUAAUGUACAAAAUUUUAUGGCGAUCAAUCAAUGUGUGUUUUUAGUUGCAUGAAAAAAAUUGAAGAAUAGGUCGUGUAAAGUAAAACCUGUGUGUUUGUUGUUUCUGGAUGUUCCGGAAUCAACCGAUCCACCAUACUCUUAGCUCUAGCUUUUGAAGCUUGGGCCAGCUUUUAAGUAAUAAAAGUAUAAAAAAUGUCAUUAGGAAUACCGAGAUGGGGAUGAAUGACUUAUUAGUUACUCCCUCCAUUCCAUAUUAAGUGUUUAAUAAGACAUUCUUGAUACAUUGAAAAAAGGAUGAAUGUAGACAGAGAGUGUGUCUACAUUCAUUCAUUUUUAAUGUAUCAAAAAUGUCUUAUUAGACAGUUAAUAUGGAAUGGAGGGAGUAUGUAAUUUGUAGAACGGCGAGCCUAAGAAGCUAGAGAUGAAAAAUGAAGAAAUGGAAGGUUUAGAAAUUAGAAGUUUUUAAGUUAUUACACAUAUAAAUUAUAGUACUUUGUAGCAUAUCAUGGCUUCUCAAAGUGACAAUGUGGUACCUCUGACGCCCACUUUAUAGUUUUUUCAACUUCAGCUUCAAUCUCUUCACUCGACUCAAGACACUUAAUAGGUUUUAUCAAAGUAUUAGAUGGUCGGACCUGCAUUAACAAGCAUUAACAUCCAUUUAAGUAAUGGGCAAAAUAUUUAAGGCAGUCAAUACAAAUAAUACACGCACACAUUCUCUCCCUGGCUCGUCUGUUCUUAGAACUUCAGUAUAUGGGUA
Molecule: messenger RNA, 2609 nt
Organism: Cuscuta campestris
Lineage: Eukaryota; Viridiplantae; Streptophyta; Magnoliopsida; Solanales; Convolvulaceae
Source: the annotation of a GenBank genome assembly